AUCGAAUAUCGAUUCUCGCUUAUAUGUGAGAACAGGAUUGAGAAGGGGAUGUGAUUGCCGGUAUAUGUGAGUUACCUGUUGUUAAAUAACAACUUUAGCAGCAUCAUGAAGCUAGUAAGAUUUUUGAUGAAACUCAGUCACGAAACUGUGACGAUAGAAUUAAAAAAUGGCACUCAAGUCAAUGGCACGAUUACAGGUGUGGAUGUAGCAAUGAAUACACAUUUGAAAACAGUAAAAAUGACAAUAAAGAAUCGUGAUCCUGUACAAUUGGAGACAUUGAGUUUGCGAGGAAAUAACAUAAGGUAUUACAUCCUACCUGACUCCCUACCUUUGGAAACCUUGCUGAUAGACGAUACACCAAAAGCCAAGGCUAAAAAGAAAGAAGCCGCAAGAGGAGCUGCCCGUGGCCGAGGACGUGGUGCUAGGGGUGGCAGAGGCGGCAGAGGUGGUCGUGGUAGAGGAAGAGGCAGGCGAUAGUGAUGCCAUGUGUACUUUCUGCAAAUCUUCAAAAUACAAAUUUUUCUACUCAUCAAAUGGAUGAUUUAUAUUCUACUAAUUUAAUAAGGAUGUAAAUUUACAAGGAAUUGCUCUAAUGUGGAAGAUAGCUGCCUUGGCAGUAUAAGUUUCACAAAUGCGGCGUCAAAAUCUUUUUCUGAUCAAGUGAAGGUGUGGCAUCUACUGAUAAAGGCAUUCUGAUAUUUUUAA
Messenger RNA from Harpegnathos saltator (Jerdon's jumping ant), 705 nucleotides. It is a transcript of the gene SmD1, whose product is annotated as small ribonucleoprotein particle protein SmD1. The transcript is spliced from 4 exons. Gene Ontology annotation, molecular function: RNA binding. The record is from RefSeq and is a predicted model, not a curated record. Gene Ontology annotation, biological process: RNA processing; spliceosomal snRNP assembly. Bases 106 to 477 code for a protein of 123 amino acids. Lineage: Eukaryota; Metazoa; Arthropoda; Insecta; Hymenoptera; Formicidae.